Molecule: messenger RNA, 15472 nt
Organism: Coregonus sp. 'balchen'
Lineage: Eukaryota; Metazoa; Chordata; Actinopteri; Salmoniformes; Salmonidae
Source: the annotation of a GenBank genome assembly
AUGUUGCCCGGAAGGGUCCAGCCCUUUUACGUGCCUGGAGUUGCUCCAAUGAACUUCCACCAGAACAGUGCUGUAGAGAUUAAGGUAAGCUAAACAACCAUACCUUUGGCUUAGUUCUAGCCCUCUUCUGCUUAAUCGGGUAUCUAAUACUCAACUCUUUUGGCUGUGUGCCAUGCCUUGGCUCUUUGUGGAUUUACUAAGUUAGCAUUGUUUAGUUUUCUGGGUAUGAUUGAACUGUGUUAAAGCCUAAGCUUGAUAGAUGGACAAAAGCUUGUUAGCUCCAAGGUUUUCCAAGGCAGGCUGAGGUGGAUACUAGUAUUGUUUGUGUAGCCUGUUGGCAUACGGUUAGCAGGUCAGUCAGUCACUCAAAUGAAUGGGCACAUUGAUUUCCCCCAGGCCGUGAAGCUGACCAGCUCCCGGACACAGCUUCCCUAUGAAUACUAUUCCCUGCCCUUCUGUCAGCCUGAUAAAGUGGUCUACAAAGCAGAGAACCUGGGUAAGGAAGCCACUCCCUCUGCUCUCCUCUCAUGCAGAAGUGUUGUUCUAUGCGUCUUGUCGUUGUUUGGAAGGUUUACAGUGUUUCCUUGUGUACUGUGUUGUAAUGCAUUGAUUUGUGUUGUCUUUGUAUGUGAUUCAUAAUAAGCUGUUGCACCUAAAGGCACACACCAGGAACUCAUACUAACAUUGUCAUUCACUGUGUGUGUGUGCAGGGGAGGUGCUACGCGGGGACCGUAUUGUCAACACCCCCUACUCGGUUCUCAUGACCCAGGACAGGAAGUGUGAGGUGGUUUGUGCCAAGCUGAAACUCAGCGUGCAGCAGAGCAAGCUGGUGGCUGAGCGCAUCCUGGAGGAGUACUAUGUUCACCUGUGAGUGCCCUCCUUCCUUUCCUCAUUACUCUCUCUCUCUCUCUCUCUCUCCAUUAAUCAGGUAACAUGAAUCAGGUAAAAUGCUGCUAUAGGCUCCAUGUUAAUCCUCCCUAUAAACUCCGUCAGCAUUGCAGACAACCUCCCAGUGGCCACUCGGCUGGAGUUCUACCCCAACAGAGAGGCAGGGGCUGAGGAGGAGAAGGAUGUGGUGAAGGGUGUUCAGUUUGAACAUGGCUACAGACUGGGCUUCACUGACAACGGCAAGGUACAGAACCUCCUUACCAGGGCCUAGCUAAAGCAUGGAGAGAGAGUAUGGACACAUCCGUAUGAGAUUAGGGGAGUGGGAACUCUGACUCUUGUGUCUAUUAUAUAACAGCUCUUGUUGUCCUGUAGAGUUAUCUUUAAGGUAUGAACCUUUGCAUUCUGUUGUCUCUCUCUACUAUAGUUCUACCUACACAUCUACCUGUCCUACAUUCUGUUGUCUCUCUCUACUAUAGUUCUACCUACACAUCUACCUGUCCUACAUUCUGUUGUCUCUCUCUACUAUAGUUCUACCUACACAUCUACCUGUCCUACAUUCUGUUGUCUCUCUCUACUAUAGUUCUACCUACACAUCUACCUGUCCUAAAUUCUGUUGUCUCUCUCUACUAUAGUUCUACCUACACAUCUACCUGUCCUACAUUCUGUUGUCUCUCUCUACUAUAGUUCUACCUACACAUCUACCUGUCCUACAUUCUGUUGUCUCUCUCUACUAUAGUUCUACCUACACAUCUACCUGUCCUACAUUCUGUUGUCUCUCUCUACUAUAGUUCUACCUACACAUCUACCUGUCCUAAAUUCUGUUGUCUCUCUCUACUAUAGUUCUACCUACACAUCUACCUGUCCUACAUUCUGUUGUCUCUCUCUACUAUAGUUCUACCUACACAUCUACCUGUCCUACAUUCUGUUGUCUCUCUCUACUAUAGUUCUACCUACACAACCACCUGUCCUACAUUCUGUUGUCUCUCUCUACUAUAGUUCUACCUACACAUCUACCUGUCCUACAUUCUGUUGUCUCUCUCUACUAUAGUUCUACCUACACAACCACCUGUCCUACAUUCUGUUGUCUCUCUCUACUAUAGUUCUACCUACACAACCACCUGUCCUUCAUCAUCUACUACCACAAGGAGAAGGUGGAGGAGGAGGAGGAGCACAACUACAGAGUUGUACGUUUUGAGGUGGUUCCCCAGAGUGUCAAGGUGGAGGGUAAGUUGAGGUGGUUCCCCAGUUACACAGCGCCCUGUCCUGUCCGAGGUAGAAACGGUUCAUUCCAGCCCAAUAAACACAGUGACAAGCGUUAGAAAAUACAGUGCGUUUCAAUCCUUCUCCUCCUAUUUGUUAAUUGUCUGUCUGGAUCCCUCUGCAGACCUGAAGGCUGAUGAUAAGGGGGCGUGUACCCUGCCUGAGGCCACUAACUCCGCUCCUCAGGAGAUUGACCCCUCCAAGGAGAAUGAGGUUCUCUUCACCUACUCCGUCCGCUGGGAGGUAAGUGUCACGGACCUUCUCUUCAUGUUCACAUCAAAGAUUUAGAGUUGUUCUCUGUAAAGUGUUGGGAUGCACUUUAAAUAGAAUGGGACUUGACUUGGCUGGUACAUUGUUGAUAGAGGACCUCUUCACUGAGGAAUGUGGUUAUUUAAGAUGUUUUUUGGUAUAAUUUUCUUUGUUUGCUAGGCUCCUGCCUCGAUUUUGUAAUAGCUUGUCUUCUAAUGCAAGGUUCUUGAGACAAAGAGACCUUGGUCUCAUUGGGACUCUGCCUAAAGAAAUAUAAAUGGCCCGACUUGACCCCCUGUUUGUCUCUCCCCCGGUAGGAGAGCCAGGUGAAGUGGGCAUCCCGCUGGGACACCUACCUGACCAUGAGUGACGUGCAGAUCCACUGGUUCUCCAUCGUCAACUCAGUGGUGGUGGUCUUCUUCCUCUCCGGCAUCCUCAGUAUGAUCAUCAUCAGGACCUUGAGGAAGGACAUCGCCAACUACAACAGAGAGGAUGACAUAGUAAGAGACCCCACUUACUCUGCUAAAUAUGACGUGGCUUUGGCAUUUGACAGCACUUUGUGUGUGUGUGUGGCUGCAGCUGGAGGGAGAGUCUCAUUUACAUAAGUGUGACUGAAGAGAUUAGGAUUUAAAAUGUGGCAUGUGUUCACCCUCUAAAGAAGAGUAUUUGCUUCUUCAUGUUGUGUGAAUUCAUGUGGGUAGUGUGUCUGUAAAAUAUCUUGACUAAUGCCAAUCUUCGCUAGGAGGACACCAUGGAGGAGUCAGGCUGGAAGAAUGUCCAUGGUGACGUGUUCAGACCUCCACAGUAUCCCAUGAUCCUCAGCUCUCUGCUGGGCUCAGGCAUACAGCUCUUCUGCAUGAUCCUCAUCGUUAUCUGUGAGUGUGCCGUAAACAGACUUCUAGAACCUCGUUUCAAAAGCACUCUGCCAUUUUCAUCGAAAGGAAUUGUAAUCUUUGGAUAUGGUCCGUCCACCACAGCUGGAGAUGAAAGCGUGGUAUUGUGUCACUGUGACAUGGGGCUGAAGCUGCUGUGUUUGUCUGUCCUGUAGUCGUGGCCAUGUUGGGGAUGCUGUCUCCUUCCAGUAGAGGGGCGCUGAUGACCACUUCCUGCUUCCUGUUCAUGUUCAUGGGGUAAGACGAGAGAGAGUCACCCUCCUUAUGUCUCUGGCCCAAUCCCAAAUGGACCCCUACACCCUAUGCGCCCUCCUUAUGUCUCUGGCCCAAUCCCAAAUGGACCCCUACACCCUAUGCACCCUCCUUAUGUCUCUGGCCCAAUCCCAAAUGGACCCCUACACCCUAUGCGCCCUCCUUAUGUCUCUGGCCCAAUCCCAAAUGGACCCCUACACCCUAUGCACUUGUGGAGAUCUGAGAGUAUUUGAUCAGUAUAAGCAAUAUGGUGAAACUUCCACCAAGCCUAUCAAAGGGCAUGGUGCAGCGAUUUACCAUAUUGCUUACACCUGACAAAUCCUCUCAAAUCUCCACAAGUAAAUAGGGCGUAGGGGUCCAUUUGGGAUUGGGCCAGAGACAUAAGGAGGGCGCAUAGGGCGUAGGGGUCCAUUUGGGAUUGGGCCAGAGACAUAAGGAGGGCGCAUAGGGUGUAGGGGUCCAUUUGGGAUUGGGCCAGAGACAUAAGGAGGGGGCAUAGGGCGUAGGGGUCCAUUUGGGAUUGGGCCUCUGUCUGUAAACUGUGGGAGAGGCAUCAGUAUGACUGGGUUUUCUCUUCCAGUGUGUUCGGUGGAUACUUUGCUGGCAGGCUCUACCGCACGCUGAAAGGUCAUCGGUGGAAGAAGGGAGCUUUCUGUGUGAGUAUUUCAAACGAAUGCUAUCAAUGACUAAUGGCAUAUUUUUUUUCUAAUCAAACUUGGUGUCCUGUUGUUGCCUACUAUUCAUGUGUGACUGUGUGUUUCUGUUCUGCCUGCAGACGGCCACUCUGUACCCUGCCGUGGUGUUCUGCAUCUGCUUCGUUCUCAACUGUUUCAUCUGGGGAGAGCACUCGUCUGGAGCGGUGAGCUAGCUAUUCUCCUACAUACGGACAUCUCUGUAUAUCAACACAUUCAGUCUAUAUGCUCACUGUAUAACAACAUCAACACAUUCACUAUUUAUAGGCUCACAUCAACACAUUCACUAUCUAUAGCAGGGAUGGGCAACUGGCGGGCCGCGUGCUGGGGUGGGUGGGAGGGGGAGGGGGGGGUGUGAGAGUGCUGCAGCUGAGUCACGGAAACACAGCAUCACGCGGCGCACGUCGUGACCACUUUUUUACCAGUUGUAGGUAGACUAUUUAGAUCGAUCAUUAUUUAGACAGCCUUUUUCCAUAAAACAUAUUCACGCGCUAGAACUGAUAACGGCGACAAAGCAUUGGAAAAGUACUUUAGGCACACUAGAGCGCUUUAGAUACAUUCGCUCAGAGGUGGUUUUAAAGUAAACUGCGUUCUAAUGUCGACUUUUCUCAUGGAUAUACCGUAUCAAGCGAAGGGUUUUACUCAUGCUCAGUUCUAGGAUCUGGAGUGCUGCGCGAGUGGACAUUUUGAAAUGGAAGUUAUGGAACUCCCUCGUGCGCUUGUGUUAUGGGGGAAAAAGUCCACGAUGAAAGUGACAUUGAAUGUGUAGAAUGAUAGGCUACAUUUGCGUCUGUUGGCCAUCCAAGUAGGCUAUUAAUUUCUAUGCCAUUUUAGGCAACUGUAGCCUACCAUUUGAUACGUAAAAAAACAGUAUGUUGAAAUGACGAUAUCGCUGGAGUCAAUGCAAAUCAAUUUGUGCCACUUGCGUAGCCUACCUGGAGCUGGCAAACAGAUGGAAUAAAUAGCCUAUAACUCAGUCUGUUGUAACGUUGUGUUAUUAUGCUAUUGUUAAUGGCCAUGUUUAAGUUAAUUAUAUUGGAAGUUAUCAAUUGUGAUCAUUGUCACAGCUCUAUCGCAAAUGUAUAAUUCCCCACAUUUAAUGUCAGUUUCAUUGUGGACUUUUCCCUGAAAUUAGAUGUAGGCCUAUCAGGGGCUAUAGGAUACCUGCAUCUAGCUCAGCAAACCAUGGCAACGUUGAAUUGCAAUUAUAAUUCCAGAUUUUAGUCAGUAGCCUAUGCCUAUUGAAAUAAGAAGUCAAUCUCGCAAAUAGGCCAUUUAUAAUGUUUGCAGUCUUAACAUCUGGCCAUUUAUAACGGUUUGUAGUCUUAACACCUGGCACAUAAUAACGGCAUAAUUACCAGAAAAUAUCCUAACAUUCGUUUUUUUUUUAAGUUCGUCCAAGUGUUUCUUGCACAGAGAUUUCGAGAUCCUCUGUCCAACUUUCAUCACUCAAACUCUCCUGUCGGAUUUAUCUAUAGUUAUGCACAUGCACAAACGGGAUUUAUUUACAAUUACUGUGGUUUGAGCCCUGUGAAUGCUGAUUGGUUGAAAGCCAUGGUAUAUCAGACCUGUACCAGUGGAAUUGGGUUAGACAUUUUAGCUAGACCUGGCAACCCAACAUCAACACAUUUACUAUCAAUAGGCUUACUGUAUAACAUCUAGAGCCCGACUGAUAAAUCCGUUGACGAUACUAUCGGCCGAUUUAUUAUUGGUUGCCUUAAGAAGCCGCUAAAUGAGCUGCUCAUUGAACAUCAUUCAGCCCUAGGUCACAACCUGAGAGAGUAGGCAUGGUGAUUUGACGGUUAGUAGCUUGCCACAGCCAGCAUAUAUUUGAAUAAGUAAAUAAUCAAAAGUACACUUCACCAAGCAAGCAACCCUGUCAUCACAUUCUCACUUAAUUAACCUUAGCUGGCUAGCUAGCCAGCAAGGUAGUAAACUUAGUUGUCUAGCCAGCAAGGUAGUUUCUAGCUUAGCUAGCAAUCUGUGCUACUUAUGUGUAAACGGUGGACUGUCGCCAAAGUGAACACUCGUCCUUGAUACAAAAAUAACACCGUUGCUGUCUGGGCCCAUUUAUGUUAGCUAGUGAGCUUAUGUAGUUAGUUUUCCGAAGUAUGCAAUCUGCAAAAAAACAAAACAUUUGGUGCAGAUCGAUCAUUCAGGCCAUGUGCUUGCAUUCAUGAUGAGAUAAGUAGCUAACGUUAGCUAGCUAGCUAAACCAGUGCCUUAAGUAUUUGCCUGCAUAAGCGUUUUCAGUCGUCGGCACAUCAGCCAGUUGAAGUUGAAAUUGAAUAACAGUGUACUGUGCAUAUGGUUUCUGUGAGGAAAACAUUGUCGUAAUGAACAGCUAGCUUGUGCUUUUCACAGGUUGCCACAAAGUGUUUGUUUACAUGACCUUUGACCGUUGUAAACACUGUAGUAGAUCUACUCAAGGCAAACGCUGAAACCUAGUGGUGACAUUACGAACGGAAUGUCAAAUCAAAUUUCAUUUGUCGCGUGCGCCGAAUACAACAGGUGUAGACCUUACCGUGAAAUGCUUACUGACAAGCCCUUAACCAACAUUGCAGUUUUAAGAAAAAUAAGAGUUAAGAAAAUAUUUACUAAAUAAACUAAAGUUAAAAUAAAAGAGCAAAUAGUCCGGGUAGCCAUGAUUAGCUGUUCAGGAGUCUUAUGGCUUGGGGGUAGAAGCUGUUGAGAAGUCUUUUGGACCUAGACUUGGCACUCCGGUACCGCUUGCCGUGCGGUAGCAGAGAGAACAGUCUAUGACUAGGGUGGCUGGAGUCUUUGACAAUUUUUAGGGCCUUCCUCUGACACCGCCUGGUAUAGAGGUCCUGGAUGGCAGGAAGCUUGGCCCCGGUGAUGUACUGGGCCGUACGCACUACCCUCUGUAGUGCAUUGCGGUCGAAGGCCGAGCAGUUGCCGUACCAGGCGGUGAUGCAACCAGUCAGGAUGCUCUCGAUGGUGCAGCUGUAGAACGUUUUGAGGAUCUGAGGACCCAUGCCAAGUCUUUUCAGUCUCCCUGAGGGGGAGUAGGCUUUGUCGUGCCCUCUUCACGACUGUCUUGGUGUGUUUGGACCAUGAUAGUUCGUUGGUGAUGUGGACACCAAGAAACUUGAAGCUCUCAACCAGUUCCACUACAGCCCGUCGAUGAGAAUGGGGGCGUGCUCAGUCCUCUUUUUUUUUCCUGUAGUCCAGAAGCUGUUAAGAAGCCUUUUGUACCUAGACUUGGUGCGCCGGUACCGCUUGCCGUGCGGUAGCAGAGAGAACAGUCUAUGACUAGGGUGGCUGGAGUCUUUGGCAAUUUUGAGGGCCUUCCCUCUGACACCGCCUGGUAUAGAGGUCCUGGAUGGCAGGAAGCUCGGCCCCAGUGAUGUACUGUGAACUUGUGAAGUCUGAUUGACUUUGAGACAAAAGUUUAAUUGAUUCAACCUGCCAUCCCUUGUGGUGGUUUAGCACAAACACUUUUGCAUACUUCUUAUCCACUGCCAUGCAUAGACACGCCAUACAUAGACACGCCAUACAUAGACACGCCAUACAUAGACACGCCAUACAUAGACACGCCAUACAUAGACACGCCAUACAUAGACACGCCAUACAUAGACACGCCAUACAUAGACAAGUUGCACCCAAGGUAAACCAAACAAGUUUUGUAUUUACUGUCGUAUUUAUAGAAGAUAUAGUUGCUUUUUGGUGGAUAUCCUGUAAACAACAAUGCUCUUAAAUUUAAUAUUAAUUUAAAUAUUUAGGUAAGAAAUCAUCAUUUAGAGUAUCUGUUCAUUAUUUGUGUAAAAAAAGGUAUGUUUUUCAUUCCACCUCUAGAAAACGAUAUAUCGGUCAUCUGUUACCUCCCUAAAAUUGGUAUCGGUAACGGACCCAAAUAUACCAUAUCGGUCGGUGACUAAUAACAUCAACACAUUCACUAUCUAUAGCAGGGUUCCUCAACUGGUGGCCCACGGGUGAUUUCGUUUUUAAUUAUUGGACAUAAAAUACUGUAAAAAACCCCAGCAAAUCAGCUAGUGAUUUUUUAAAUAUUGGAAAUAUGUUCCAAAGUAUUCCCAAGCUUAAUAGAGAGAUAUACACUGACUAUACAAAACAUUAAGAACUCUUUUCAUGUCAUAGACUGACCAGGUGAAUCCAGGUGAAAGCUAUGAUCCCUUAUUGAUGUCACCUGUUAAAUCCACUUCAAUCAGUGUAGAUGGAGAGGAGACAGGUUAAAGAAGGAUUUUUAAGCCUUUAGACAAUUGAGACGGAUUGUGUAUGUGUGCCAUUCAGAGGGUGAAUGGGCAAGACAAAAUAUUUUAAGUCCCUUUGAAGGGGGUAUGGUUGUAGGUGCCAGGCGCACUAGAUUGAGUGUGUCAAGAACUGCAACGCUGCUGGGUUUUUCACGCUCAACAAUUUCCUGUGUGUGUGUGAAGAAUGGUCCACCACCCAAAGGACAUCCAGCCAACUUGAUACAACUGUAGGAAGCAUUGGAGUCAACAUGGGCCAGCAUCCCUGUGGAACACUUUCAACACCUUGUAGAGUCCAUGCCUCGAUGAAUUUAGGCUGUUCUGAAGGCAAAAGGGGGGGAUGCAACUCAAUAUUUGGAAGGUGUUCCUAAUGUUUGUACACUCAGUGUACGUGAUUGUAUACAAAUGUAAGCAAGGUUUUAAAUUAUGUUUUAGUUCAAUGUUAUCUGUUUGGGCUUCUUGCGGUCAAUUUGCAGUAUACAAAUGAUUUGUAAUUAAGUUCCGGCCCCCUGACCAUCCUAUCAAGAAGAAAUCGGCCCGCGGCUGAAUCUAGUUGAAGAUCCCUGGUCUAUAGGCUCACUGCGUAUCAACACAUUCACUGUCUAUAGGCUCACUGCGUAUCCACACAUUCACUGUCUAUAGGCUCACUGCAUAUCAACAUAUUCACUGUCUAUAGGCUCACUGCAUAUCCACACAUUCACUGUCUAUAGGCUCACUGCAUAUCAACACAUUCACUGUCUAUAGGCUCACUGCAUAUCAACACAUUCACUGUCUAUAGGCUCACUGCAUAUCCACACAUCACUGUCUAUAGGCUCACUGCAUAUCCACACAUUCACUGUCUAUAGGCUCACUGCAUAUCAACACAUUUAUUGUCUAUAGGCUCACUGCAUAUCAACACAUCACUGUCUAUAGGCUCACUGCAUAUCAACACAUUCACUGUCUAUAGGCUCACUGCGUAUCCACACAUUCACUGUCUAUAAGCGCACUGCGUAUCAACACAUCACUGUCUAUAGGCUCACUGCGUAUCCACACAUUCACUGUCUAUAAGCGCACUGCGUAUCAACACAUUCACUGUCUAUAGGCUCACUGCAUAUCCACACAUUCACUGUCUAUAGGCUCACUGCGUAUCCACACAUUCACUGUCUAUAGGCUCACUGCAUAUCAACACAUUCACUGUCUAUAGGCUCACUGCGUAUCCACACAUCACUGUCUAUAGGCUCACUGCGUAUCCACACAUCACUGUCUAUAGGCUCACUGCAUAUCCACACAUUCACUGUCUAUAGGCUCACUGCGUAUCCACACAUUCACUGUCUAUAGGCUCACUGCAUAUCAACACAUUCACUGUCUAUAGGCUCACUGCAUAUCAACACAUUCACUGUCUAUAGGCUCACUGCGUAUCCACACAUUCACUGUCUAUAAGCGCACUGCGUAUCAACACAUCACUGUCUAUAGGCUCACUGCGUAUCCACACAUUCACUGUCUAUAAGCGCACUGCGUAUCAACACAUUCACUGUCUAUAGGCUCACUGCAUAUCCACACAUUCACUGUCUAUAGGCUCACUGCGUAUCCACACAUUCACUGUCUAUAGGCUCACUGCAUAUCAACACAUUCACUGUCUAUAGGCUCACUGCAUAUCAACACAUUCACUGUCUAUAGGCUCACUGCGUAUCCACACAUCACUGUCUAUAGGCUCACUGCGUAUCCACACAUCACUGUCUAUAGGCUCACUGCAUAUCCACACAUUCACUGUCUAUAGGCUCACUGCGUAUCCACACAUUCACUGUCUAUAGGCUCACUGCAUAUCAACACAUUCACUGUCUAUAGGCUCACUGCAUAUCAACACAUUCACUGUCUAUAGGCUCACUGCGUAUCAACACAUUCACUGUCUAUAGGCUCACUGCGUAUCCACACAUUCACUGUCUAUAGGCUCACUGCGUAUCCACACAUUCACUGUCUAUAGGCUCACUGCGUAUCCACACAUUCACUGUCUAUAGGCUCACUGCGUAUCAACACAUUCACUGUCUCUAGGCGCACUGCGUAUCAACACAUUCACUGUCUAUAGGCUCACUGCGUAUCCACACAUUCACUGUCUAUAGGCUCACUGCGUAUCCACACAUUCACUGUCUAUAGGCUCACUGCGUAUCAACACAUUCACUGUCUAUAGGCUCACUGCAUAGCAACACAUUCACUGUCUAUAGGCUCACUGCGUAUCCACACAUUCACUGUCUAUAGGCUCACUGCGUAUCCACACAUUCACUGUCUAUAGGCUCACUGCGUAUCCACACAUUCACUGUCUAUAGGCUCACUGCGUAUCCACACAUUCACUGUCUAUAGGCUCACUGCGUAUCAACACAUUCACUGUCUAUAGGCUCACUGCGUAUCCACACAUUCACUGUCUAUAGGCUCACUGCGUAUCCACACAUUCACUGUCUAUAGGCUCACUGCGUAUCCACACAUUCACUGUCUAUAGGCUCACUGCGUAUCCACACAUUCACUGUCUAUAGGCUCACUGCGUAUCAACACAUUCACUGUCUAUAGGCUCACUGCGUAUCCACACAUUCACUGUCUAUAGGCUCACUGCGUAUCAACACAUUCACUGUCUAUAGGCUCACUGCGUAUCCACACAUUCACUGUCUAUAGGCUCACUGCGUAUCCACACAUUCACUGUCUAUAGGCUCACUGCGUAUCAAGUUCAAGUUUCAACUUUAUUUGACCCAGAGAGGGCAAUUGGUUUUGCACCAGAGGAGCACAUGAGACAUAGAAAACAUGUAAAAAUCCACAUGCGUUACAAUUGAACACAGUGAUACUGAGUACACAUAGCCACUGUAUAUCAUCAACACAUUGUCUAUCACCCUCAGAACAAGGACAGAUGUCACAGUAUAUGGACUAUAUCAAUCAGUGAUGUCUUCUACCCCCCCCCCUCCUCAGGUCCCCUUCACCACCAUGCUGGCUCUACUCUGCAUGUGGUUCGGUAUCUCCAUGCCCCUGGUGUACCUGGGCUACUACUUUGGCUUCCGCAAGCAGCCGUACGAUAACCCUGUCCGCACCAAUCAGAUCCCUCGCCAGGUGCCCGAGCAGCGCUGGUACAUGAACAAGUUUGUGGGGUGAGUGUCCUGUCAAGCCUGCCUACUGCUCUGCUCUGGAGCAAUCAGUGUAUAACUCGUCUUUUGUGUGUAACGUCCUCUCAUAUACGCUCGUAGAAGUUGAUUAAACACAGUCAUUAAGACUCCUGAGUGGCGCAGUGGUCUAAGGCACUGCAUCGCAGUGCUAACUGUGCCACUAGAUCCUGGUUCGAAUCCAGGCUCUGUCGCAGCCGGCCGCGACCGGGAGACUCAUGGGCGGCGCACAAUUGGCCCAGCGUCGUCCAGGGUAGGGGAGGGAAUGGCCGGCAGGGAUGUAGCUCAGUUGAUAGAGCAUGGCGUUUGCAACGCCAGGGUUGUGGGUUCGAUUCCCACGGGGGGCCAGUAUAAAAAAAAUAUGUAUUCACUAACUGUAAGUCGCUCUGGAUAAGAGCGUCUGCUAAAUGACUAAAAUGUAAAUGUAAAUGUAAUACACUGCAUUUGGAUUAACAGUGUUUUAAUAAAUUUUCUCUUUUCCCUUUCCAAAGAAUUCUGAUGGCUGGGAUUCUACCGUUUGGUGCCAUGUUCAUUGAGCUCUUCUUCAUCUUCAGUGUGAGUAGAAGUCCUCUCCUAUAGGCUGUUUGAAUUUCCAGGUGAACAUAAAGGAGAGCAGUCGUUGGUAAAGUCAAUCAGAAAUCAAUCCAGUGUGUUUAUAUUAUGUAAAUAUGCCACCGUACUGUAUGGUGUAUGCUCCGACCCGUUUAGCUUUAUAAACUAAAUGUAUCCCCUAUCAAUUCUUAUGAUCGACAAUAACUUUUGAACAUCAGAUCGGCAGUUACUAACCUCAAUUCCGGCUUCGACUCAUCUGCCCUGGGUUCUUUGUGUACCGUUGACCCAAUCUUUUGGGCUAGUCGAGAGGAAACGCAGGCGAAACAAAAGGCAGGAGAGCGGGCGUCCUGUUGAGACUGUUGAGACAAUAUUCAGUCACUUGAUAAUAAAAUGGAUGACCUCCAUGAACAUUCAAUUCUCUGGCAUCAGUUCUGGUGGAAAUUUCUGCAGUCAGCAUGCCAAUUGCACACUCCCUCAACUUGAGACAUCUGUGGCAUUGUUGUGUGACAAAACUGCACAUGUUAGAGGCCUUUUAUAGUCCCCAGCACAAGGUGCACCUGUGUAAUGAUCAUGCUGUUUAAUCAUCUUAUUGAUAUGCCACACCUGUCAGGUGGAUGGAUUAUCUUGGCAAAUGAGAAAUGCUCACUAACAGGGAUGUAAACAAAUAUGUGCACAACAUUUGAGAGAAAUAAGCCUUUUGUGAGUAUGGAACAUUUUGGGGUUCUUUUAUUUUAGCUCAUGAAACAUGGGAACAACACUUUACAUGUUGCAUUUAUAUUUUUGUUCAGUAUAUAUUACCAUAAGUAUUUAUAUAUACCACUUUUCAGAUAAAUGUAUAUCUUACUACUAAGUCACUUUUUAUGGAUAAGCCCACCUCAACCACUCCAGUACCCCUGCACAUUGAAUAAGGUACUGACCUGUAUAUACAACAACUCCAGUACCCCUGCACCUUGAAUAAGGUACUGACACUGACCUGUACAUACAACCACUCCAGUACCCCUGCAGUAAAGUAAUAGUAAAAAUAAAGAAAAACCGUUGAAUGAGUAGGUGUUCUAAAACUUUUGACCGAUUUUUAGUGUAUAUCCUAAUCAAAAAGCCGCAAAUGUUCUCCAAACACCAGCCUAUAAGGCGGUGACUUUGCCAGCUGCUACAGAAUAGCACAGUGUUCAUAGAAUGUCAUCAAUACAACGGUGAAUAAUCAGUGUGUCCUUGUACCUCCAGUCUCUGGUGUCAAUCACCAUCAACAGAUAUGAGAACGAUCCGUAACCCGCACCUCGAGUGUCACAAAUGGAACACUGGAAAUGGUGUGUUACAGACACUCCAAAUAUGUUAAACAUUGUGUUGAUCAAAUAUGAACUUAGUCGUCUUUAAAUAUUCCCAUUACACCUGUACAGUACUGCUGAUCUGCUACCUGGGCUGUUUUCAAUGUUGUGAAAAGUUCAGAUAUAAAUAUAUUAUGUACAUCUAACAUGCCUCUGACCUAAGAAGAAAAUUGUAUCACGUAGAAUAAGCAAUCAAAUCAGCUCUAUACGUGGCAUUUCUACGUUUGCACACUGUACGUGGCUCUGAUCCGCUGUAUGUGUUCUGAGUCUAACCCAGGUUGUCUCUGCUGUAUGUGUUCUGAGUCUAACCCAGGUUGUCUCUGCUGUAUGUGUUCUGAGUCUAACCCAGGUUGUCUCUGCUGUAUGUGUUCUGAGUCUAACCCAGGUUGUCUCUGCUGUAUGUGUUCUGAGUCUAACCCAGGUUGUCUCUUAUGUAUGUGUUCUGAGUCUAACCCAUGUUGUUUCUGCUGUAUGUGUUCUGAGUCUAACCCAGGUUGUCUCUGCUGUAUGUGUUCUGAGUCUAACCCAUGUUGUCUCUGCUGUAUGUGUUCUGAGUCUAACCCAUGUUGUCUCUGCUGUAUGUGUUCUGAGUCUAACCCAGGUUAUUUGCUGUGUGUUCUGAGUCUAACCCAGGUUAUUUGCUGUGUGUUCUGAGUCUAACCCAGGUUAUUUGCUGUGUGUUCUGAGUCUAACCCAGGUUGUCUCUGCUGUAUGUGUUCUGAGUCUAACCCAGGUUGUCUCUGCUGUGUGUUCUGAGUCUAACCCAUGUUGUCUCUGCUGUAUGUGUUCUGAGUCUAACCCAGGUUAUUUGCUGUGUGUUCUGAGUCUAACCCAGGUUAUUUGCUGUGUGUUCUGAGUCUAACCCAGGUUAUUUGCUGUGUGUUCUGAGUCUAACCCAUGUUGUCUCUGCUGUAUGUGUUCUGAGUCUAACCCAGGUUAUUUGCUGUGUGUUCUGAGUCUAACCCAUGUUGUCUCUGCUGUAUGUGUUCUGAGUCUAACCCAGGUUAUUUGCUGUGUGUUCUGAGUCUAACCCAGGUUAUUUGCUGUGUGUUCUGAGUCUAACCCAGGUUAUUUGCUGUGUGUUCUGAGUCUAACCCAGGUUAUUUGCUGUGUGUUCUGAGUCUAACCCAGGUUAUUUGCUGUGUGUUCUGAGUCUAACCCAGGUUAUUUGCUGUGUGUUCUGAGUCUAACCCAGGUUAUUUGCUGUGUGUUCUGAGUCUAACCCAUGUUGUCUGACUGUACAUGGCUCUAGUCUACGGGGGUAUUGUCUGACUGUAAGCUGUCCUCCCUCUGCAGGCCAUCUGGGAGAACCAGUUCUACUACCUGUUUGGUUUCCUCUUCCUGGUGUUCAUCAUCCUGGUGGUGUCCUGCUCCCAGAUCAGUAUCGUCAUGGUCUACUUCCAGCUCUGUGCAGAGGUGAGUUGUGUGGGUGUGUAAAUUGGGCUUUGCAUAGUAAAAGCAUUGAGUGUGUGAAUAUUAAGUUCUCAAACACAGUAGUUCAGAUAGAAAAGACAGGAGGUCUGGUAGCAUAAUGGGUGGUCUGCCCCUCUAGUUGUGACAUCACAGACACACAAACUGUCUCUGUCUUUUUUAUUUAACCUUUUAUUUAACUAGGCAAGUCAGUUAAGAACAAAAUUCUUAUUUACAAUGACGGCAACGUGUAAAGUGUGUCUCCUGCAGGACUACCGGUGGUGGUGGAGGGCCUUCCUGGUCUCAGGGGGCUCAGCCUUCUACGUCCUUGUUUACGCCGUUUUCUACUUUGUCAACAAGGUAAACGUCGAAGACGUAUCGAGAUGGGACGUUUUGAAUAAGGUUGUUUAGCAUGCUUAGACUGGGGUGGUAGCUGUCUAAACGUGUGUUUCUGUCUUCCAGCUGGACAUUGUGGAGUUUAUCCCUUCCCUGUUGUACUUUGGUUACACGGCUCUCAUGGUCCUGUCCUUCUGGCUCCUUACGGGGACAAUCGGCUUCUACGCAGCGUACAUGUUCAUACGGAAGAUCUACGCUGCCGUCAAAAUCGACUGA